Molecule: messenger RNA, 1221 nt
Organism: Parascedosporium putredinis
Lineage: Eukaryota; Fungi; Ascomycota; Sordariomycetes; Microascales; Microascaceae
Source: the annotation of a GenBank genome assembly
AUGAUCUGGGAUGGAUUGGAGCUUUAUGCAGUUGGAGAUGCCAUGGACCCCAUGGGGAUGCUUCACCUGGGCGUCUGGAGUAUCGCCAAAAUUGGAAUUACCGGCAACGUUACCGAGAUGACCAGUGCGAAGCAAAGGCCCAGCAGUGAUCGCAGCCUAGGCGGCGAGUACGAAGGGGUGCCAAAAGUACUAAUACUUCACUUGUCACAUCUCCACAAUGUCCGACGCCAACUCCUCGUCCAGCUGCCCGAGGGCCAAGAGACCAUUGUGGUCAAGGUCAUCAACCCCGUCAACUUUGGACCCUCCAAUCUCCAGAGGUUCAUGGCACCUCCCGUUCCCGGCUUGGACAAGUUCAAGGACUGCCCGUCCUUUUCUUUUCUCCUCGAACACCCCUCGGGUCGGAAGCUGGUGUGGGACUUGGGUAUCCGCAAGGACUACGCCACGGGAUAUGCGUCUUCCAUCACCGACUAUCUUCCUAGCACGGGCUACGAUAUUAGGGUGACGAAGAACGUAGCGGACAUCCUCGAGGAGAAUGGGAUUCCCACAACGAGUAUCGAGGCCGUUAUAUGGAGCCACUGGCACUGGGACCACAUUGGAGAUCCUUCCUCGUUCCCAACGUCUACCGACUUGGUGGUCGGCCCCGGAUUCAAGGGUGCCAUGCUUCCUGGGGCCCCGGCAAACCCCAACUCCCCGAUCCAGGAAAGCGAUUAUGCCAACCGCAACCUGCGCGAGAUAACGUUUGAUGGCGCUGGCGUCUCCCAAAUUGGCCAGUUCCGCGCCUUUGACUACUUUGGCGACGGCUCCUUUUACCUGCUCGACAGCCCCGGCCACGCCAUCGGCCACCUGUGCGGCCUCGCGCGCACGACCAAGGGUUCGGGCGCGACGCCCGACACUUUUGUCCUGCUCGGCGGCGACGUGUGCCACUACGCGGGCAUCCUGCGGCCCUCCAAGCACCUGCCCGAGCUGCAGAGGAGCCGCGGGCGGGCCCCGACGGAUACCAUGUACGACUUGACGUUUGGGGGCGACAUCCCGCUGGCGACCAAGACGGUGGGGAAGCUCCAGGAACUGGACUGCAACGACAACGUGUUCGUCAUCAUCGCGCACGACUCCACCGUCCGGGAUGUGGUGGCGCACUUUCCCGAAAACAUCAAUGACUGGAAGGCCAAGGGCUUGGGGAAGAGCUUGAAGUGGGCUUUCUUCCGGGACCUGGCGCACUAUUGA